Molecule: messenger RNA, 3532 nt
Organism: Dendronephthya gigantea
Lineage: Eukaryota; Metazoa; Cnidaria; Anthozoa; Malacalcyonacea; Nephtheidae
Exons: 4
Coding region: 106-3351 (1081 amino acids)
Molecular function (GO): oxidoreductase activity, acting on CH-OH group of donors; flavin adenine dinucleotide binding
Source: RefSeq, a predicted model, not a curated record
UACGUCGAGGUUUACGUUACAAGAAGUCAGUACAUUUAUGAACGCAAGCUUUCCAUUGAUCGCAGAAAAAUUGACGCUUUGCACUGCCACUGGUUGAAAAGAAUAAUGGUAGAAAGUGAAAAAUGCUUGGUCGUAGGCUUGCUGCUCGCCUUCGCUAUUGUUGCCCAUGUCAGAGGAGAAGAAGAACUAUGGUGUGACUUCAUCAUUGUUGGAGCUGGGACAUCCAGUCUCGGCCUAGCAGCGAGACUUGCUGAGGUUUCCUCGUGGAAAGUAUGUGUGUUUGAAAGAGGACCAAUGGAAGAAAGAAUGAAAGGUUGGUACACAAAUAGCUACAAAUUUACCAGUCCGCAUGACCCAUUAUGGCUUACUCAACCAACGCUUCAAACAUUGGUGAAGAAGGGAAAUUACUGGAGCAAUCCAAACAAAGAUGGCCGCUUGAUUUACAUUCCUCGGUUCCGUGGCCGUGGUGGAACUUCACGUGUCUAUGGGGCAAUCGUCAGACGAGCUAGUCCUGCAGUUCUAGAUCUCUGGCCGAAUGGUUGGAAACAUGAAGAUAUGACGCAAUACUACAAGAAAUUAGAAGAUCAUUAUUGUUACUAUGACCUGGCAAACGUCACAGGAAUACCAAAAAAUGUUUGUGAGAAAUGGCAUGGACACGGUGGACCGAUGCAAGUAAAUUCACAAGUACAAGAAGCUUUUCAGAAGUUUCCAAGAACAAUGAAGUAUUUAUGUGAAGACAAGGAGAAGCCAUGGAAUGGUUAUAAAAGUGAUUACAAUGGGCCAGAGAGUGACAGAAUUAGCUGCAGCGUUUUCCAGCAGUAUAAACUCCGAACCGAUAAAGAUUAUUAUCCAAGCGACGAAGCUAGAAGAAAUCGUGCAUCCAAAACAGCUCGUGGUAGUAGCUACACUGGUUAUUACGAACAUAAUGACGCGAAACCCUACCUCAGUGUUUCUGCACCGGUGUCACAGAUAAUUUUUGACGGUGAAAGAAAGGCAGUUGGUGUAUCAUAUUGGGAUAAAACAACCGGGGAAAUAAAGGUAGCAAAUGCGCGUAAAGAAGUAAUCUUAGGUGGCGGUACCUUCGAUACCCCUCAUUUACUUCAAGUCAGCGGAGUUGGUCCACGAAACCUUCUUAAAAAAAUUGGCGUAGAAUUAGUGGCCGAAAAUGAGGAAGUCGGAAAGAAUUUAUGGGAUCAUAUUUCUGUGCCAUAUGUUCUAGAACUAAGUAAAGAAUCUUUGGAGUUAUGUUGUACAAAUGAAACGGACCCUAUACCUAGAGUCGAUAUUGAUGGCGCUUCGUAUGAAACAAAGAAAUUGGAAUCCAUCAAUGGCCCUUUCUCCUGGAUCUUGCAUUAUCGUUCUAAUAUCACACGAGUCCCUAAAAAAAUGUCCGAUAUUCAACUGUAUGUAAUGGGCAACUCAAAACUCUUUGACGAGACAGAUGCGCUGUGUACAUCCGACCCCCCGGAAUAUAAUGAUCAAGAUGAAGAAGAUGAAUCACACGACAAGGACACUAUUCAGGGAACCAUUCGCAUUAUCGACCAAUGGCCUGAAUAUCGCGGCUCCGUCAAAUCAGUUACACCACAUAUUUUUGACAAACCUGAAAUUGAAUAUGGUUGGUCAUACACCAAAGACGGUGUUCCCUCAGAUGAAUUUAAAAAAGUUUCCCAACUAUUCCGUGAACAAGUUAAACUGCUUCGUGAGAUGUUUUUUGGUGAUAACGUUAGGGAAGAUCUAAAGCGUUUAGUAGUAAGCGAAGUAGCUCCAGGACAUGAUAUUGAUACCGAUGACAAAUUUGAUGCUUGGUUGAGAGGAAUGUUAGUUUCUGCUUUGCAUCCAGUAGGUACGUGUAAAAUGCCCGAGUGUUCUGACGAAUUCUUGAGGGUGAAAGGCGUUUCUUCUCUUAGAGUCUGCGAUGCCUCCGCAUUUGCUACGCAAAUCGACGGAAACCCAGCAGCAACGCUUUACGCAAUGGGGGAAAAACUUGCUGACAUGUUAAAGUUUGAGUAUUUAAAAUACAUUAAGCUUGCAGUUCGCGUAGAGAUACCAAGUCCCAUGGUGAAGGAUGCGGAUCUGCCAUUCCUGAACAGAGUCAAAAAGGAUAUUACGUCGAGACUGCAGGCUGAAUGUUUUCAGUGUUUUGAAGUGUCUUUGACUCCAGACUUGAUAUCAACAGGAAAGGAUACAUCAGCUAUGAUUUUUAAAUGGUCGAUUGUCUGUACUCAGGAAGUGAAUGAACGUAAGAUUGUUGACUUUCUUGUAAAAGAAACGCUAAGUGGUAGGAGAAAAGCAAGUUAUUGCAAUGCUGAUAGUUAUCCUGAGUUUAAUCGAAAAGAAACGAGCACUGUGGAACGCGAAUCUGGACCAAGACACAAAGUGGAUCCGUAUGUGUUUGUUGUUUGGUGUCAAGGAUAUUCUGGUGUGAAUCCUGAUAGCUUGUGGAAAAAGGCUGGUGCUUGGCAUGGCGAAGGAGGAAAGGUACCAGGAUCCAAAAAUUGUUUUAAGUUGAAUUGCGAAAAGGAAACUUGUUCUGUUUUGGAGCAUGCGAACGAUGCCAAUCGUGAGCUGAUUUAUAAAGAACCAGACUUGAACUUGCCAGCGAGUGGAUACGUAUCAACUAAGAAAGUUGUUGCUCGAGAUGAUGGUGGUUCAUCAGCCUUCUUCCGAACCUCAGCAAUGAUCGCAUCUCCAGAGGCAGAUUGGUAUAAAGAUGUGGCCGGAUAUUUAUUGGAAACGGUUUAUGCCAGCUCUGGGCGUCGGUAUGCUAGACAAUAUCCACCUCUUGAUAGUCAAUCAGGUUGGUGGACGGAGUUGCCUGGAGGUCUGCUUAUCUAUGAAACUAGUUCCAGAAUAUAUAGUAGAGAAUCGGUCGCUGCGUUUGAUCUUGAUGGGACAAUUAUUAAAACCAAAAGUGGCAAAGAUUUUCCAAUUGACAAGAACGACUGGAUUUUUACGUCUCAAGAAGUGAAACUAAAGUUAGAAGAAAACCAAAAGGGUGGUAUUAAUAACGUUAUUAUGAGUAACCAAGGAGGCAUUGGUCUGGGAUUACAAGACAAGCUGGAAUGGAUGGAAAAAAUUGAAGAUAUAACAUCUCAGUUAAAUAUACCAAUCUUCGUACUUGCUGCAACAAAGGAAAACAAUUAUCGCAAGCCAGACGUUGGUAUGUGGGAAUAUUACUAUUGUACAUUGAAUCAAUUUAAAAUGAUUAAUAUGAAAACUGCCAUUUAUGUUGGAGAUGCUGCAGGAAGACCAAACGACCAUGGUGACUCUGAUCGAAAGUUUGCAGAAAAUGUUGGGAUUGCCUUUCAAACACCUGAAGAAUAUUUUGAAAAGACCCAUUCUGAACUUUGAUUUCUUAUCGGCGGUUUCCUCUUAAAAUAUUUACUGUUUAUUAAUUAAUCGUUCAUAGAACUCGUAGAGGGUUGCUUUUCGAAAUUUGUUGGCAUUGCCAUUGUUGCAUAUAGGCUUCAACGUUGUUUAGUUCUGUAUGCGUGCAUGCAUUAUGUAUCCAUGAAACAUAUCUUUAGUUUAU